Synchiropus splendidus (mandarinfish) is the source of this 4518-nucleotide messenger RNA. It is a transcript of the gene cntln, whose product is annotated as centlein, centrosomal protein. Bases 99 to 3902 code for a protein of 1267 amino acids. Gene Ontology annotation, biological process: protein localization to organelle; centriole-centriole cohesion. Gene Ontology annotation, cellular component: centrosome; centriole. The record is from RefSeq and is a predicted model, not a curated record. The transcript has 27 exons. NCBI's taxonomy places the organism in Eukaryota, Metazoa, Chordata, Actinopteri, Syngnathiformes, Callionymidae.
GCUGGAUGACGUCACGGAUAUGACGAAAACAGCGGGCUGAAGAGGAAGUUUGAAAAGAAAACAGACGACCAACAGAAGUCUGGUGUUAUGCUUCAACAAUGACUUCAAGAGACAUACUGGAGUUGCAGGAGCAGGUUAGAAAUCUGUCUGAGGAGUUGACACAAUGUCAGGCAGACAAGGAGUUCGUGUGGUCCCUGUGGAAGCGCCUCCAAGUUGAAAAUCCAGACCUGACCCAGGCUGUGAGUCUGGUGGUGGAGCGAGAGAAGCACAAAAAAGAAAUAAGGGACAGAAAAGUGCUGGAAAUCCUCUUCGCCAAAGACCAAGAGAUAAAUGGACUCAAGCAGAAAGUGAUGAACAGCCAUGAACAGAGGACAACAGUGGAUGAGGAGACUGGGUUAAUGAAGAAGGAACUAACAGCUCUGCGUGAGCAACUCAUCAAUAAAACCAAGGAACUUGAGGAAAUCAGGGCCGAGUGUAGGAGGAAAGAUGAGGAGAAUCAGCAGGUGGCACUGGCCCUUGAGGUGGAGAAAAAGGGAUUAGCUUCCCGCUGUGCUGCCCUGCGAGCUGACCUGGAGGAGAUGGAGCGGCAUGCCAAGAGCCAACAAGACCAAAGGGAAGCCGCUCAGGCCAGAGUCAAGGAUCUUGAGGAGCAAAUGCACAAGGAUCGCCUGGCGAUGUCCAGACUCCAGGAUCACAACAGCAGUCUGGCCACCCAGCUGUCUUCCAAGGAAAGGGAAACAGAAACAAAAGAGCAUCAACUCAACUCACUCCUUCAGGAGUUUGCAGAGGUGCAGACUCUGUACAAAUGCAGCAGCAAACAUGCAGCAGAGCAGAGCGAUCUCAUCAAGCAGCUGGAGGGACUGAACCUGGACACACAGAGAGUCUUGAGGAACCAAGAAGAGGCUCACACAGUUGACACCAACUCGAGUCACAUGCUGUACAACGAGUUGAGUCGCAGCUACCAAGCUCUCAUUUUGAACGAGUCCAAGCUACGUGAGAGUAACCGAGAGCUUACCACCCAGUUGGUUAAGAAGGAACAGCAAAUUCUACAACUCCAGGCUCAGUUGCAGCAACAUGCUUCACUUGAACAGCAGCAUCAUCAGCAACAGGCUGUGCACAGCGUCUUGUACCCCUCACCCAACAGACAGACCAACUUCAAGGUACCUGUUUUUGGACCAGAAGCUUCCACGUCUGAAGCUGACGCUAUAUUAAAGUCAAGUUCACUGGAUGAAUCCUCUAGAACCCAGUCUUCCAUCAGAGGACGCCAGGUGAAACCAGUUCAUCGCUCCAGGUCUAUGUCCCCGACCUGCAGUAUGGACUUCAGCUCCAGAAGGGGACAUGGGAAUGAGCAGAUGAUUGAGGACCUUGAAAGUCUGUUAGAGCUGAAGACAAAGGAGAUUGAAGAACUGAAGAGAGCUCAUGACAGACGUCGCGAGCGAAUGUCUCUCUUUCGAAAAAACUACAAGACAGUUCAAGAGCAGCUUAAACAGCUUCAGAACACCACAGAGACACGUGAAAGAAUAAAGCCAGCAGAACCGUGGCAGCUAAGACAAGAAGACAGUGACUCUGUCUGGAAUGAAAAUACUUACUUGAAGGAUCUCACCCAGAGACUCACCAUGGAAAAAGCCAGUUUGGAAGAGGAAGUGGACACGUUGCGAGUGCAGUCUGCAAUGGAUCGCGCCACUGUUAAAGAGCUCCACGUGCUUCUCUCCAACGAACACCAAGAAUUGCUUCACAGAGUGGGAAUGGAGCACCUAGUCAAAUGCAGCUCUUCAAACCAGUCGUCGGUUUCUUCGAAGCAAAUAGAAGAGUCAUUGAUGAAGAUGGAACAGCUUGAGAGGCAGAUGAUGUCUCUGGAGCAGGAUACUGCGAGACUCAGGGUAGAGAAUAAACAUCUUCUUGUGACCAAUGAAGACUUACUCCGCAACUGCCGUAAACUUCAAGCCUCCCUGGAUCAGCAGAGAACCCAUGAUGAUGCCCAGAAACAGUUUGCUAAGACACAGGCACAAACCCAACGGGAGAAGCAGCAAAAUGAGAUCAUGGCUCUAGAAUCCCAGUUGGCUGCAUCUCAAAAAGAAGCAACAAGGCUUCAUAAUCAGUUACUGAAGUUGAGGCAGGAACUGGGGAUCCUGAGGGCGGCAAGGGACUUCCAUAGGAAACAUUCAGCAGGACCAACUCGCCCAAGCAAGAAUGCCAGCAACAUUAACAACAAGGUCAAAUUGAAAACAAGGCACAGAGGUUCCCGGCACCGACUUAACUAUGAAGCGCGGAGCUCCAAUCAAGCCAUCAGCUGUCGAGGUCGUAGUCCCAGUCCCACCCAGGAGGAAUGGGAGGACAUAAGCAUAGAUGGCGACAGUGGUGAAGAGUACUCUGACAGUCUGAACAGUGUGUCCUCACAAUGUCCAGCCUACAGACAACACAUGAGCAAUAAGUCCUGCAGGUGCCCAAAGUUUCAACGCCGAGUAGCAUCAGCUGGAGAACCAGAAAGAAAACAAACUAAUGCCCAAGAUGAUAAUCAGCAUGAGCAGUGGGAGCGAGGGACGAGAGGAAAGAGGAGGAAGAGGAUGCUUGUAAAGGCCCAGCACUGCUCCUCCUCUUCUCUGCAACAGCGCGUGGAGUCCCUACAGCGCCACAUUCACAUGCUGCAAAGUUCUAGGAAGGCUGCUUUGCUUUCAGCCACAGAGCUGCGUUGCGAGAAAGAGAAGAUGACGGCACAGAUGAACUCCCUCACUGAGAAACUGUGUUCCAGCAGACAACUCGCUCAGAAGCUGGCCUCUGACCUGGCUGGUGUGGAGCAGCAGAAAAAGGUCCUGGAGAUGGAGCUGGGGCAGUGGAGGCAAAGCGCUUUCUCCCUGCAAACGGCUCCAGUGAACACAGGCAGCGGCCAGAGCAAAAGCACGCCUGCCCCGGCUAACUCGGUCUCCCAGGCCCUGGAGGCCGAGGUCAAACAACUUCAAGCUCGACUCAAGAGUACAAGCGCCGAGGUCACACGGCUGGUGGCAGCUAACAAAGCCCUGCGAGCCCAACUGCAGGAGAAGGACGACAAGCUCCGCCAGCUUCAGGACAAGUGCAAUCACAUGGAGCGUGACGUUAAUAUGAAGCGGCAGCUGGUGGAGGAUCUGAGGACCAGGUUGAAGGUCUUGCAAGAGAUGGAGAAAAGCUAUCGCAGUCAAGUGGAAGACCUGGAGAAGAAGGUGAAGACUUUAUCGGAGGAGGCUUCCAACAAAAAGACCCUCAUUGAAUCCCUCAAGAGAAGACUUAACUCAGCAGCCACAGAGAAAAUCCAAUACGAGACGUCUUGCACAAAUCUGAAAGAGGAGCUGGAGAAAAAGGAGCAGCGCAUUCAUGCCCUACAGGCUCGUGUGGGAGCCGGUGAGCAAUCUCUGGCUGCGAUGGAAAGGACGGCCACUGAGCAAAUGGAGGGGUUGACCCAGCAGAGCUCCCAAGCUUUGGAAAAGCUUCAAAAACAGCUGAACCAAUCCCACGCUCAGCUGCAGCAGCUACAGUCUUUCAUCAAGGCCCUGGCCACUGAAAUACUUUUAGACGUUCAAGAGGUCAAACAGCAGUUGAUGAAGAGGAGGAGGUUGAGGCAGGCCGAUAUUGUGGCAGCAAAGGGCGGCCUCUCAGCCAAGUCCAUGAUCAAAGCCAAGUCCAUCGCUGCCUCCAUACUCAAUAUGUCGGAGAACGAUCUCGCAGAAAUGAUGGACGCCGAUCAGGAGACUGAGGCCAGUGUAGAGCGCACCAGAGAGCGGGAUUGGCUGGAUCUCAUUCACCACAUCCUCCAGCAGAAGAUCCCCUCUGCUGGCCAGCUAAUGGAGGCUGUACGAGUGAAGAUGAAGGAGAGGAAAGUGCUGACAGAAGAGCUGGCCGUGCUCGCAACACCAGUCAGCGAAAAAGCCUGACUCCCUGGGCUGAGGCUGGGAAAACUGUCAUCCUCCUCUCUUUCUCUCUCCCUCCCCGGCUCCCGCUCAGUGGGUGCUGGGCCGAACCAAGCUGAGCCGGAGCAGCAGAACCAAUAUUUGUGUGAAAAGCACUGUUGACUCACUCCGGUCCACUGGCUCAACACAGCAGCCGCGGUUUUGUAAAUGAGCCCUCGACAUCUGUGUUAGUGCUCAGUGUUCUGUCUAUCUGAGAGAGUCCUUUAGCGCCCGAGCUAAUUUACUCUGCAGCCACUCGGCUGCUCUCAGACCUGCGGUGGUGAGGCAAGUGCUUACGCCCAUGUUAAAGUUUACUUUUUUCACCUCCGCUGCUCAAUUAUUCGGCACCUCAAGGACUUGAGGGGGCUCUGACGUGACCUCGCGAGUCGCAUCGUCAAGACAAUGAUGAAGGUGAAUGUGUACAUUGUUUUGUUUUUUACUGUGUGUUGCACUCAUGUGUCAAAGCUGUUUUACUGCAUGAAGAAGAUGACGCUUUAAGUUCAAAUUAAAUGAAUUAUUUGGGUUUUUUUUAAUCAGCCUAAAAUAAUAAUUCUGCCUCAUCUUGUGCAUUGUACAACUCAGAAAUAUAAAAGUUCAUCGA